AUGGCUUGUGGUUGUUCUAACAGUCGCGGAGCGAACGUUUUCCACGCUUUCUUCUUGCUGCUGUUGAGCGGCCUGGGGUUGGCGCUGGUAGGUCUUGGGAUCUGGGCGACGGUCAAGCACAAGGGUCUCGACCUCGACUUCCAGGGCUGGUACCAUGCGCUGACGCGUACGGGUGUUGCGGCGAUCGUGGUGGGCGGCGUGACAUUUCUUAUCUGCUUGCUCGGGUUCAUGUUGCUCUGUCGCACAGGCAAGUGCUCGGGUAUGUUCUUCCGGAUAAUAUACGGGCUUGCGCUGGUCAUUCUCGGGGCUGUGCUGAUAUUUGUUGGCGUCUUCGCGGUGCUCCUGGCGCUUGGGCCCAAUGGACCGAGCUGGUUACGCAAUGGUUUCCAUGACGCGUGGUUGAGCACGGUUCGCAACCAGCCCUCAGUUGCUUGUGGUAUCGAAUCUCAGUACAAUUGUACGGGAUUUUUGAGGAAUACUAAUUGUUCGAGCACGCCUGAUGAAUGCCCGACCGGUUGCUCGUCGGACAACAAUUCCCCUCUCGGCUGCUACAGGGCGAUCAUGAAUGAUUACCGCCAGUGGGCGAUUCCAGUCGCGGUGAUUAGUCUCGUGGCUGGGGUGCUCGCAGUGUUCGACCUCGGCCUCCUCUGCUGCAUCGGACCUGUUGACGACUCAACCUAUUACUACAAAGGGAGGGACUAUUAUAGUCGUCGCGCACGAGUCUGA
This is a messenger RNA of Cyanidioschyzon merolae strain 10D, 726 nucleotides long. RefSeq lists its product as hypothetical. Bases 1 to 726 code for a protein of 241 amino acids. The record is from RefSeq and is a predicted model, not a curated record. Gene Ontology annotation, cellular component: membrane. The transcript has a single exon. Lineage: Eukaryota; Rhodophyta; Bangiophyceae; Cyanidiales; Cyanidiaceae.